Molecule: messenger RNA, 1708 nt
Organism: Folsomia candida
Lineage: Eukaryota; Metazoa; Arthropoda; Collembola; Entomobryomorpha; Isotomidae
Gene: GluRS-m
Product: probable glutamate--tRNA ligase, mitochondrial
Exons: 7
Coding region: 78-1682 (534 amino acids)
Biological process (GO): glutamyl-tRNA aminoacylation
Molecular function (GO): zinc ion binding; tRNA binding; ATP binding
Source: RefSeq, a predicted model, not a curated record
CCGGGAGACGGUCAACCUUCCUCAAAUAAAACCAUUUCACUAAACUCAGUUUCCGGUGAAAUUGCAAAUAACAGAAAAUGCUUUCACCAUGUGUCACAAGACUGUUUGGGAGAAAGGUCAUUGAAAAACAGGUUAAUUUGUGUAAAAGGAAUAGUUCUAGUCUGAACGAAGGUGUCCCAAAAACUAGGAAGGUGAGAGUUCGCUUCGCACCAAGUCCAACGGGUUUACUACAUCUGGGCGGAUUUCGAACAGCAUUGAUAAAUUACUUGUUUGCUGUGAAACAUGGUGGAACGUUUAUCCUUAGAAUUGAGGACACAGAUCAGACGAGACUGGUCCCGGGGGCUGUAGAAAUGAUGAAGACAGAUCUCGACUGGCUAGGAAUAACACCACAUGAAGGGCCUUCUUCACCAAAGUCAAAGUACGGACCCUAUACUCAAUCUGAGAGGCUUUCACUCUACGAAGAAAGUAUAAACCAACUAGUAGAGUUAGGCCAAGCGUAUGAAUGUUUCUGUUCCGAAACAAGACUGGAUUUGAUAAGGAGGGAGGCUAUGAGACUGAGACAAGUGCCAAAGUAUGACAACAAGUGCAGACAUUUAACCAGGGAGCAAGUGAAAGCGAAGAAAGCAGGAGGAGAAAGCUUUUGUUUUCGUUUUAAGUUACAACCUGAAUUCGUAAAAUUAAAGGAUAUGGUGCAUGGUCAAGUGAAAUUCGACUUGACAGACCGUAAUUAUGAAGGAGAUCCAGUCGUUGUAAAAUCGGACGGGUUUCCAACCUAUCAUUUUGCAAAUGUCGUUGACGAUCAUUACAUGGAAAUUUCGCAUGUUUUACGUGGAAUCGAGUGGCAAGUUUCUACCCCAAAGCAUUUGCAAUUGUAUAGAGCUUUCAAAUGGGAAGCAACACAGUAUGGUCAUCUUCCAAAUGUGGUGAACAAAGAUGGGACAAAGCUAUCUAAAAGGCAAGGGGAUAUUAGCAUGAAACACUACCGAGAUAUGCUAUACUAUCCUAGAGCACUUUCCAAUUUUGUGACUAAAAGUGGUGGUGGCUUCCUUGACCAUAACGUGGACAAGAUUUAUUCACAUGAGGACCUUGCAAUUUCUUUUGACAUCUCAAAAGUGAAUACCGCUGCAUGCCGAUUAGAUUUCGAACUUUUAUCCAAACUGAAUCAAUUAGAGUUGCGCAAUGAAGUUGAAAAUAACUUGGAAUCUGUGGUCGAAUCCCUAUCAGUUAAACUGUCAUCGCUACCAAAUUCUUCACAGUUUUCAAAGCCUUACUUGGAAACAAUUUUGAAGUGGUGCCCUAGCAGGACGGCUUCCUUGAUGGACCUUUUUAGUAAUCAAUUUUCUUAUCUAUGGUCUAUUCCUGGACCAAAUUCCGCCUCUAAAAUUAAACAUUCACCCCAAGAACUGCUAAGUUUUAUUGACCAAUUUGAAGUCUUCUUGAACAAAUCUACAUUACCAGAGCACGACAUAUCUCAAUUUAUAAAAGAAUAUUCUUCUUCCAACGAUCUAAAAUUUCAAGUUCUCAUGGCAGACUUGAGACUACUCCUUUGUGGGGUGCAGAAAGGACCGCCUAUUGCAGACUUGGUUAGUUUAUUUGGCACACAGUCUACCAUCAAACGAUUAAGAAGUGGUGUUGAGCAAACUUUAAGUAUUAAACAAUCUUCGAAAUCACAAAUCCAGUAGCUAAAUAAACAAAUAUGGUCGAAACA